Messenger RNA from Phyllotreta striolata, 732 nucleotides. The record is from the annotation of a GenBank genome assembly. Lineage: Eukaryota; Metazoa; Arthropoda; Insecta; Coleoptera; Chrysomelidae.
AUGUUCGCAAAUUUCACGUUCGGCUUAUAUUCCGCAGUGUUCGUUAUAGUUGCAGUUCUGAUGGGCUGCUUGGGAUGCUUCGAAAAGUUCGCUUUGAAUUCCUUAAGAUUUGUUCCUAUUCAUCCCUUGAAGGAAAUCGACGAAACCAAUAAUUUAAGAGAUCUAAUGGGUUUAAUGCAAUACGAGCUUUGCAGUGAGAAGCACUUGAUUCGCGACGAUUUAGCGACUCAGAAGGCUUCCAGAACUGUCGAAAUUUUAAGGAUAAACCACGAAGAAAUCUGCGUUAGCAUAUACGAUUUUAAUAAAUGCUUGGAUAUAACUUUUUUGUUCAACACGAUUGUUGAACUGGGCAUUUUGAUUGUCGAUUGGUACGCUGUUAUCGCCUAUUUGGUUUACAGUUUUCAAGAAGACGAAGCAUUCGGAUUGAAUAUAUUGAACAUAUUUUUUGUGCUGUUUCAUACUUAUGCGUUGUUCCUGUUUUUGAAGACUUUCCAGCAGUUAAAAAAUAUGAUACACGGGCUGGUUACCUUCCUAUUAGAAUAUUCGACGAGGAUUUACGAACCAGAAGAACACCAACAGGUCAGACUUUUUAUCGAAAAGAUUAACAACCACCGGCCAUUUACUGCAUGCGGAGUUUUCACGAUUGAUUUGGGAAUCGCUGGGCCUAUAGCUGCAAAUAUACUGACUUAUGUAUUGGUGGCGCUGCAAUUUGAAGUUCCUGAUGACGAAUAA